Molecule: messenger RNA, 1651 nt
Organism: Schizosaccharomyces japonicus yFS275
Lineage: Eukaryota; Fungi; Ascomycota; Schizosaccharomycetes; Schizosaccharomycetales; Schizosaccharomycetaceae
Product: domain kinase I gamma subunit
Exons: 1
Coding region: 138-794 (218 amino acids)
Biological process (GO): positive regulation of transcription by RNA polymerase II; positive regulation of DNA-templated transcription, elongation
Cellular component (GO): CTDK-1 complex
Source: RefSeq, a predicted model, not a curated record
CUCUCACUAAGCGCAGCAGGCCUAUGAAUGUCUCACUACAACGCUUUGAAGCGUGUUACUAGAACUUACCGAAGUCUACCGUUGCUUCAUUAUUUUUUGUAGCACAAAAGGAACGCUUACCAUCCUUGUCCUCUUGCAUGAUGGACCCUUUCGAAGGGCGAUUGACGUUUCUGCAGCUAUUGAGACGCCUCAGCGCGUCGCAGCUGUCGCAACUAAAGCCGGCUCAAUUUGCUGUGAGACAUAGAGAGUUGGAGGAGGAUUUGUACUCGUGUAUACGAGAGGCAAUGGAGUCAGGGACAUUUAACAUGCGUGUAAACAUCAUGUACUUUCUCGAGACAUUGUGUGAUAUGUGUCGGCAAAACAAUAUUGAAGGCAGUUAUGUUGAGAUGAUCGGUCGUGACAUUGCAAAACUGGUCGGGAGCGUAGUACCACCGGGUCAGGUUGGAGCAGCAAAUGCUCCAGAGGUGCGUAAAGUGCUAGAGUCCAUGCAUACAAAGCGUCUAUUGUCGGAUGAGCAGUGGGAGGAAGCAAACGCUGUUCUGCAGAAAAACGCUGCCGCACAAAUCCAAGACGGGGAUAGCGUUGAAAAGACAGCAGUAUUCUCGCGCGAAGACAUUCUCCGUCGAAUGGAAGAGGACCGCGAACGUCAUAAGCGUCUUCGAGAAACGUUUUGGGCAGUUGACAGUCCGGAAGAGGAAUGGCAGCAAACUUGGGCAUCCCUUCCUGCACUUAAUGAUCAUGACCUUGAGAAAAUUCGUGAUGAGUAUGCAAAAUACAAAAGCUGUACACAGUAAAAGGAUUGAUUUUCAUAGCGACGGGGAGAAUCGUUCUAUUGGUCAACAACAGAUCAUAUACUCCUGAUACAAUGGAGUUACCAGUGAACACAACUUGAAAAACGAGACGGGAUGCGUGAUAGAUGGGCUUAAGAGACACUCAUGUACCAAAGUUUUAUCAUAGCUAAAUGUGUAGCCUACUCCAGCGUCACUUUGCAACCUAAGCCUUCCAGUUUGGACUUGACUGCAUCAGCGUCUUCUUUUAAGACGUUCUCCUUCAGCACCUUCGGUGCUGCCUCGACCGUCUUUUUGGCCUCCACAAGUGUUAGACCCAGCAUGGCCUUGACCUCUUUAAUAACCUUGGCUUUAGAACCGGCGUCAAAUGAGUCUAACCGAACAGUCCAAGAUGUUUUCUCCUCUGCAGCCUCCUUUUUUGCCGGUUCCUCGGCGCCAGCAUCCGUUGCAGAUACUGCAGAUGGAUUGAAGGCUAUUGGAGCUACGUCCUGGAUAUUGAGUUUUGUUUUCAGUUGGUCGACAAGCUGAGAAGUUUCCAACAGUGUAAGUUUACUGAUAUCUUCAACAAGCUUUUCGAUCUUUGUGUUCUCUUGUUGAAACAAACAAAGAGAAGUACUGAAAGUGCGAAUUGUCGUUGAACGAGCUGCUGCUAUAAUUCUUGUCUGCGUUUUGGCGGCAGUCCUCCAAGACCUACUAGACGUUAGCACAGGAUUGCAAUAAAACAAGAACAAUCUGUCUAAUGAUGUCGCAUGUUACGAACAAUAUCCAUACAUGAGUUUUAAGUAGGAUCUCAACAUGUUUUUUUUAGUGUGUGGGACAACAAUAACGAGAAAUCGAUUUCAAUAACCAAUUUCGCUUCUUUG